Molecule: messenger RNA, 567 nt
Organism: Fonsecaea erecta
Lineage: Eukaryota; Fungi; Ascomycota; Eurotiomycetes; Chaetothyriales; Herpotrichiellaceae
Exons: 2
Coding region: 1-567 (188 amino acids)
Source: RefSeq, a predicted model, not a curated record
AUGCGCAUUGUCAUCGCUGUGACGUCUCAGGACGACUUCCUACGCACCACCGUCUCCGUCAUGGAUGCCGAUAUUGACGCAGAGGAGUGUCGGCUGCUGCAUGGCCUCCAACAUGAACGACAUCCCUCGCAGAAGUACCCACAUGAAGAAGCAUUCGAGGUUGUUGCAGAACUCCCCGCCGACCAAUCCAACAGGAAAUUAUCGAUGGCUUCCUUCUCGCCCAGAAAAUGGCUUACACCGAGUCUGAUACAUUGGGUCGUCCAGCUCCUCUCCGUCAUAGCAUUUUGCGCCCUACUGUUGCACUACCUACGAUAUACUCGCGCCAAGAAGGCCGCGUUGAGUGAGACAUGUAAACGGGACGCCUGGUUUCUGUAUGAGAGCAACCUCGCUCAAUGUGACAUCAAUGCUGCAACGGGAUUCCGUUUUCGCGGUGGAGCACUGGGGUUGAACUGGAUCGAGUACGGGACAAUUUUACUUGCUGCGAUUGCAUGGCAUUAUGUGGCAUGGCUCUUCCAAGGCUGGGUUAUUGUGAGGAUCUGCUUCGUCGAGACUGGGAGCGAAAGAUAG